AAACAAAAACCCCACAGAGUUGAAGAACAAAUUAGAAGCUAAAAUUGUGAAGAUGGGUCGAGCUCCAUGCUGUGAUAAAGCCAACGUCAAGAAAGGGCCAUGGUCACCUGAGGAAGAUGCAAAGCUUAGAGCUUAUAUUGAACACUAUGGAACUGGAGGAAACUGGAUUGCUCUGCCCCAAAAAAUUGGGCUCAAGAGAUGUGGAAAAAGCUGCCGAUUGAGAUGGUUGAAUUAUCUGAGGCCUAAUAUCAAGCACGGUGGAUUCUCAGAGGAAGAGGACAACAUCAUUUCUAACCUCUAUAUAAGCAUUGGCAGCAGGUGGUCUGUAAUUGCUGCGCAGCUGCCUGGAAGAACUGAUAACGACAUAAAAAACUACUGGAACACGAGGCUGAAAAAGAAGCUACUUGGAAAACGUAAACAAUCAAAUAACAACAAUGGCAAUUCACCUUCAUCAAGCAGUAAUGAAGACCCCAAAGAGGGUUUGAGUAACUCGGCCUUGGAAAGGCUUCAACUUCAUAUGCAACUUCAGGGCUUUCAGAAUCCACUCUCUUUUUAUACACACCCUCAGCUAUGGCCCAAGCUCCACCCUGUCCAGGAAAAGAUUGUCCACACACUCCUCAACAAUCAAAGCCCUAACUUUCUUAACCCUAAUCUCCAAGCUAGUACUACUACUCAAUUACCACAAGGCCAACCACCCACGGGAGAGGAGUUCUUUAUUCACCCAAAACCUAACCCCGCAAGUCCAGAUCAAGCAUCUGGGUACCAUCAAGUUUCAAACUUCAUGCAAGUGGAUGAACUUCCAGAUGUCAAGGUUGAUGGUUUCAUGGCACAAACAGGACAAAUGGCAGAAUUUGAUUACUUUAAGGAGGUGGGUGGGUCUUCCAAGGACAGCUUGAUCUGGUGGGCUCAGAAUAAUGACCAUGAUAUGAGAUCCGGAUCGAACUCUAAUUCAUGGGAUUCAACUUCUGUUCUUGAAUCGGAAUGGGUGUUUCAAGAUUUUGAGUUAGGGUAUAAUCUUUAGGGGGGAUUAACUUUAGGUGUGUAGGGGUUGAGUGAGAGACUAGUAAGCCCUUGGAUUUCUAUUGCUCAUAACAUGGAUUCGCCUGCAUGUGACAACUUAAGAAUCUGUGUCGUCAAGCUUUGUAUAUUUGUGUGAAUAAUGAAGUUUAGUUUCGGAUUUUCA
Messenger RNA from Cucurbita maxima (winter squash), 1183 nucleotides. RefSeq names its product transcription factor MYB36-like. The transcript is spliced from 3 exons. NCBI's taxonomy places the organism in Eukaryota, Viridiplantae, Streptophyta, Magnoliopsida, Cucurbitales, Cucurbitaceae. The coding region runs from base 53 to 1021 and encodes 322 amino acids. The record is from RefSeq and is a predicted model, not a curated record.